AUGUUGAAACGAGCAACUAUGGCGGGCGGUGACUGCGGGCUGACGAACGGGAAGAAAAAGGAGAAGAUUCCGGCGUCGUUAAUGGAAGGCGACGAACGACGCGAUGGGCGACGGAAGUCAUCGCUGCAAAAAAUCCAGCGGCUGCAAAACAUUCGGCGGCAUUGGAACGCAACAAACGACGCGAUGGGUGAAGGAGGAAGGCAGCGGCGAGCGACGACAAGUGUCUGCAGUCGACUGUGGGUGGCGUUGGGUGGUGGCCGGGAGUGUGAUGGUACCGUCAUGGCGAGGGCUUCCAUUACGGUGAGGGAGAUCGGCGGGAGAGAAGAAGACGGCGGCGCCGCCGCCUGGAGGAACCGAUCGGGAUGUCGUGGCGGCACACAGCAGACGUCCGGUUGCAGACGUCGGAGGCGUGGCGCCGGCGGGAGUCGGGGCGAUGGCGAGAUGAACGGCGGCGUACCGGAGCUCACCACUUCUGACAGCAGGGCGGCAUACGGUGGACGUGCGGUUGCGGACGUCGAUCCGGCCCGUUGCCGGCGGAAAUCUGUGCGACAUCGGGAACUGGUGAGGACGACGGUGGAGUUGGUGGAUGAGCAGGAGAAGUCAGAGAGGUGGGAGAGGAGGUGGCCGUGGAAGAAGAUGUCCACCGACAGAAUAUCCACAGUAGUGGCGUGCGGAGGAGGGGCUAAACUGGAGAUCGGCAAUGUCCAACAGCGCGAAUGGACAUGGUGGAGGUGCGCCGACGACUGA
Striga asiatica is the source of this 747-nucleotide messenger RNA. NCBI's taxonomy places the organism in Eukaryota, Viridiplantae, Streptophyta, Magnoliopsida, Lamiales, Orobanchaceae. The record is from the annotation of a GenBank genome assembly.